Molecule: messenger RNA, 1876 nt
Organism: Rattus rattus (black rat)
Lineage: Eukaryota; Metazoa; Chordata; Mammalia; Rodentia; Muridae
Gene: Gpkow
Product: G-patch domain and KOW motifs
Exons: 12
Coding region: 56-1690 (544 amino acids)
Biological process (GO): mRNA splicing, via spliceosome
Cellular component (GO): spliceosomal complex
Source: RefSeq, a predicted model, not a curated record
GUACUAGAGUUAAACUUCCCAGCAGGCAGAGCGCUCGCCUGGGACUCGAGCCAAGAUGGCGGGCCGUAAGAGUCCGCCACCGGCUGCCGCGUCCACAGCUCCGAUUUCUUUCGGUUUCACUCGCACAUCUGUCCGGAGGCGACUGGCAGACCUCGGAGACAGCGAAGGACAGCCCCCAGAGAAGAAAGACUUCUUGGCGACUGUGGAAGGGAGGGAGCUGCAGAGUGUGAACCCUCCAGAAGCUCCAAAGGAACUGGUUAUUCCAUUGAUCCAGAAUGGCUCUCGCAGGCAACUGCUGUCCAAGAACCCUAAGCCCUCCUCAGAAACGAGCACCGUGUUGACGUCAGAUGGUGUGUUGUCCCAGGCUGUGAAGGAACUCAUUGAGGAAUCCAAGAAGUCUCUGGAGGAGAGGGAGAAUGCAGGUGUUGACCCCACGCUCACUAUCCCCAUGAUCCAGAAAGGAUGUACUCCCAUUGGGGAAGGAACAGACAGCGAACCUCAGGCUGAGACAGGUAUCCAAUGCUCUCUUCUGACUUCCACUGAAACCAAGUGCGGAAGAAAGCCAUUCUAUGAGGCGGUGCCUGUGGAGCCUGGGAGCAGCCAUGUUGCCGGAAUGAGGCUGGAAACUGGCAAGAGCAUCGGCUUAAAACUCGUUCAGUCACAUGUGUGUAGUGGUGCACAAGCAUACGCAAGUAAAUCAAAAAUUAAAGCAAGUAUUUCUGAGGUGCGUUUGGAUGCUGGAAGGGUUGUGUUGGAGGCCUGUACUCACAAUCUUAUUCUUCUCUGCAGGGUAGUGAAGCCCCGAGUCAACUCUAUAAGGCCAAAGGGCUUAGGGCUGGGUGCCAACCUGAUGGAGACUCAGGCCUUGGCCUCCACUGGCUCUCACCACCCGCCAAGACCAGAUGGGGAUCGUGAGAAGGAUAAGGAAGGCCAACCUCAAGGGCUGAUGCAUGGAGGAGCUGUGGUGGUCCUUUCUGGCCCUUACCGGGGCCUCUAUGGGAAGGUAGAAGGCCUAGAUCCUGACAAUGUACGAGCCAUGGUUCGGCUGGCAGUAGGUAACCGCGUUGUGAAUGUUAGUGAGUAUUGCCUGCGGCCUGUUUCCCAGCAGGAGUUUGAUAGCCACACGUCGAAGCCAGGCCAUGUGAGCAAAACUUCCACAGAGCAGCAGCACAGAGCAACUGGAACAGCCUCAUCAGCGAAGGCCCUACAGAAUCAGGAAGACUCAAAGAGGAGGCAGAAGGAUUCAGAGAAGAAGCGGAAACACUCUCCUGACCGGCGGGAUAGACCUGUGCCCAAGACUGAAAAAGCAGCGCCUAGAAACAAGCACUGGUUACACAGGGACCUACGUGUGCGGUUCAUUGACAAAGUGCACAAGGGUGGCCGCUAUUAUAACACCAAGAUGACAAUUGAAGAUGUCCUGAGCCCAGGUACUUGUGUGUGUCGGACGGAUGAAGGCCGAGUUCUAGAAGGUGUGAAAGAAGGCAUGCUGGAGACCCUGGUUCCCAGGGGAGAGGGCCACCGUGUGAUGGUGGUACUGGGACCACAUGCUGGAAAGGUGGGACUACUUCUGCGUCGGGACAGAGCACAGAGUCACGCUUUGGUCCAGCUUGGGAGAGAGAAUCAGGUGGUGGAGCUCCACUAUGAUGCCAUCUGCCAGUACAUGGGCCCGGGUGACUCAGAUGAAGACUGACACAUGGACCACUGCCCGUCACUCAGGCUGUCACUACUUUUGUUACAAUUUAUAACAUGCCAGAGGAAGAUGGGAAAUAAUUGUUUGAGAUGCAAAGAUGGGGAUGUGACUGGAUAGAACAGGCUAUUUACCAAAAUUUAGAACAUAAUAAAAACCAUUUUCAAUGGUGAAAGGUUGAAAUCAAAA